AUGUCGCUCUGCAGCAUGGAACCCUCGGUCAAGGGCUUCCUCCUGCGUCGGCGCGCCAUCAUCGGCCUGCUUGGCCUCCUGCUCAGCAUUUGGACGGUCCGAUGGCUGAUGCCAAAUGACGGAAGGCCGUUUUGGAUGAGUGAGGAUGCACACAUCCCCAGCAGCAGCACCACCAGCAGCAGCAGCAGCAGCAGCAACAACAAAGAAACCAUGGACGGCAAACAACACACCGCACAGGCGUCAUCUCGGCCGUCAGCUGUCGCCCACCAAAACCCUGACUACCGCGUGGACCUGUCAGACCCGGAUGCACCCUACAUAGGCUGGCCACUGAAGAGGUUGUGUGAGGAGGUCGAGCCCGUGGAGGGCGUGGUAUGGGUCUGCGACAAGAACUGGGGCGGCAUGGGCAACAUCCGGAAUUUCAUACUCAACUGCCUGAGAUACGGAAUCGAAGCGGGUGCCACAGGGCUGGUCAUGCCCGAGAUACACCUGCGCGAUGAGGAGGACAUCACCGACUACAUCACGCCCCUCAAGGCGCCCCUGGGCUACAUGUUCGAUGAGGCACACUUCCGCACCGCGAUGGGCGACAACUGCCCGCACAUCACGCUCUACAACUCGACGCGCGACGUGCCUUACUUUGACGCUAAUGCCACUACCACCGCCACCGGCGAGCUGGCCAUCCCCGAGGUGGACCCGCGCUCGCUCGUACACACGCCGCAGAAGUGCGACGCCGCGGAGCCAGACCGCCACGUCGACCGCUUCGGCGAGAGAUUCCGCGCCUACAUGCGCACCGGUACUACUAACGGCACAACAGGUGUGACGACGCUGUUGCAGCCCCCGUCACCUACCACGCCCCGGCUGUUCCGCAUGGUCGACAAGGACAGGCGGCCCGCGCUGCCGGUCAUGUGGGCCUGGCCUGUGCACCGCGACGGGGCCGAGCUCGCAAACACCUUCGGCAUGCUACUCAAGUUCAACCCGCGGCUUAUGAGGCUGGGGAAGCGGGCGCUGGAGGGGAUGCACGAGUUCUCGAGGACGAUCGGAGACGAGGAAGAGGAAUUCGUCAAGCGUGGCGGCCGCGACGACGACGACGGCCGAGAGGGCAAGUUUCUGGGCGUGCACCUGCGCUCCGAGAUCGACGCCGAGAAGUUCUGGCCGACGUACGCGGAGCAGCGGGAGGCGUACCUGCGCAAGGCGGCCGAGAAGAGCCUGACCUCUGUCGCGUACGUGGCGUGCGGCGACGCGGGCCAGAUCGCGAGGUUCGGGCGCGACGCGCAGGCGCAGCUGGGCAUGACGGUCGUCAGCAAGACGGACGUGCUGGCCGGGGCGGACCUGGCGGAGCUGGAGAGCCUGACGUGGGACCAGCAGGCGAUCGUGGACUUCAUCGUGCUGGCGGGGAGCGACUACUUCGUGGGCAACUCGCGGAGCAGCUUCUCGAUAUUCCUGGCGCAGAGGCGGCACCUGCAGACGGACGGGCUGUACACGCGGCAGUACAAGGUGCGCUCCGAAGGGUUCGGGCGGAGCUUUGUCGUCGGGCCCAAGGAGCUCUAUUUUGAUCACUGGCUGUUUAUCUGGGAUGCUGCAUGGCCUUGA
Messenger RNA from Diaporthe citri, 1587 nucleotides. RefSeq lists its product as uncharacterized. NCBI's taxonomy places the organism in Eukaryota, Fungi, Ascomycota, Sordariomycetes, Diaporthales, Diaporthaceae. Bases 1 to 1587 code for a protein of 528 amino acids. The record is from RefSeq and is a predicted model, not a curated record. The transcript has a single exon.